Thalassophryne amazonica is the source of this 1477-nucleotide messenger RNA. RefSeq names its product gastrula zinc finger protein XlCGF7.1-like. Gene Ontology annotation, molecular function: DNA-binding transcription factor activity; RNA polymerase II cis-regulatory region sequence-specific DNA binding. The record is from RefSeq and is a predicted model, not a curated record. The coding region runs from base 237 to 1229 and encodes 330 amino acids. The transcript has a single exon. Gene Ontology annotation, biological process: regulation of transcription by RNA polymerase II. NCBI's taxonomy places the organism in Eukaryota, Metazoa, Chordata, Actinopteri, Batrachoidiformes, Batrachoididae.
GAUGGAGAAGAGGACUGUGGAGAACCAGUACCAGACACAAACUCCAGUUCAGAUGCAGAUGAUGUGGCUUCAGACUCUUCUGAACAUGACACUGAGCACAGUGAUGAGUGGAGGGAGACCAGAGAGCCUCAGUCCGCAUCAGACUCUCCAAAAAACAAUGAAGCCACUGUAAGUAAUGAGAGACAUCAUGUGGAUGAGAAACAAUUUAUCUGCUCCAGUUAUGGUAAAAGAUUUGAAUGCCAGAGGAAGUUGACGAGACACAUAAAACCCAUCAAGUACAGAAGCCAUUGAGCUGGUCUGAAUGCAGCAAAACAUUUGGAUCCAAGAGCCAUCUGAAGGAACAUAUGAGAAGUCAUACAGAGGAGAAACCGUUUCGAUGCCUUGAGUGCAGCAAAACAUUUAAACACAACAGUAGCCUGAUGGACCACAUCACAAUUCAUAAAGAACAAAAACCGUUUAGAUGCCACAAGUGCGAGAAAAGGUUUAGUCGCAGGAGCAACCUGAUUAAUCACUCCAGGAUUCACAGUGAACAUAAACAGUUCAGCUGCUCCGACUUCGGCAGAAGAUCCAUUCACAAGGGUAGUCUGAAGGACCACAUCCGAAUUCAUACAGGGGAGAAACCAUAUGAGUGCUCUGAAUGUAGAAAAACCUUUAGAUACAAGAAAAAUCUCAAGGACCACAUCCGAGUUCAUACAGGGGAGAAACCAUUAGGAUGCUCUGAAUGUAGAAAAACUUUGAGAUACAAGAAAAAUCUCAAGGACCACAUCCGAGUUCAUACAGGGGAGAAACCAUUUAAGUGCUCUGCAUGUAGAAAAACCUUUAGAUACAAGAAAAAUCUCAAGGACCACAUCCGAGUUCAUACAGGGGAGAAACCAUUUAAGUGCUCUGCAUGUAGAAAAACCUUUAGAUACAAGAAAAAUCCAUUUAAGUGCUCUGCAUGUAGAAAAACCUUUAGAUACAAGAAAAAUCUCAAGGACCACAUCCAAGUUCAUACAGGGGAGAAACCAUUUAAGUGCUCUGCAUGUAGAAAAACCUUUAGAUACACGAAAAAUCUCAAGAACCACAUCCGAGUUCAUACAGGGGAGAAACCAUUUAAGUGCUCUGCAUGUAGAAAAACCUUUAGAUACAAGAAAAAUCUCAAGGACUACAGCAGAAUUCAUUCAGGAGAAAAACCAUUAGGAUGCUUGAAGUGUUAUAAACGAUUUUUGCUACAAGGGUCAUCUGAAUAAUCACAUGAGAAUUCAUCAAAACCUGAAACCAUUUAUGUGCUCUAAAUGUGGCAAAACGUACACAUACAAGCACUGUCUGAAGGUCCACUUGAUGAGUCACAAUGAACGGAGGCAGUUCACAUGCUCCGAGCGUGACAAAACCUUUAAAUACAAGAUCAGCCUGAAGAGACACACCAGACUUCACGCGGGGAAGCAGCGUUCCGCGUGCGCAGCCUGUGGCAAAGAGUUCACAGAGGAGUCGACGUUAA